Messenger RNA from Nipponia nippon (crested ibis), 1929 nucleotides. It is a transcript of the gene LRRC56, whose product is annotated as leucine rich repeat containing 56. The record is from RefSeq and is a predicted model, not a curated record. Lineage: Eukaryota; Metazoa; Chordata; Aves; Pelecaniformes; Threskiornithidae. Gene Ontology annotation, molecular function: protein binding.
AUGGACCUGAAGUGGAAUCCUGGCAGAGUUUCUCGUCCGGCCUCAGCUGCAGUCCGGGUGACUGAUUUGAGUUGGCGAGGCAACCUAAAUCCCAGUCCGCUGAUUAAAGACGAUGGAGAGCUGCUUAUGGAUGAAUACCUUUCCCCCAGGAAACUGAAAGUUUUGGCAGGGGUAGAUGAUCUGCAGCGUGUGAAGGCCCUAGAGAUGCAAGUAGAUACAAGAGAGAACAGCUUGGGAAACUUUGGUGCCUAUCUACCUAAUCUGAGAGAACUGAAGUUGAACAAUAGUUUACUUGUGUCUGUGAGGGAUCUUGGAACCACAUUGUCCCAUCUCCACGUCCUGUGGAUGGCUCGCUGUGGGCUCUCAGAUUUAGAUGGGAUCUCUUCCUGCAGCUCUCUAAAAGAACUCUACAUAUCCUAUAACAAUAUCUCUGACCUGAGCCAGCUGACCUGGUUGGAUCACCUUGAGGUUUUGGACCUGGAAGGGAACAAUAUUGAGGACAUCAACCAGAUGCAGUACCUGGGACUUUGUUGCAAGCUGAGCCGCCUGACAGUGGAGGGCAACCUUAUUUGUCUGAAGCCAAAUGCAGAAUCUGCAGAGGAACCAGAUUAUAAUUACAGAGCUGAAGUAAAAAAAAUCAUUCCCCACUUGGAGUAUUUGGAUGAAAUACCAGCAAGCCAGACUGCUCUCCUUCCUUCCAAGAAGAUGCAUGAGGAUUGGCUAAUCAUCAAGGAAUCCAUCAAGGAAGGUGGUUUAGCUGGAGGCAUUUCAUGGUUAGAUCCGUAUCUUGGGGCACUAGCAAGGCAGUCUGGAUGCGGCCCAAGACCCCAGACAGCUUCCAGACCUGGAACUGCGCAGUGGUCUGCUAACGCAAGGAGAUCUAGCAAUGCCCACCUGUUGUACAGUGGCUGUCCUCUUCCAGAUCCCACUGUUUCUGAUGAGCUGUUCCCAGAAGACGACUCCAGUGAUCUGACACAUGGACUCAGUCAAGUUAUAUGUGGGAACCCCACCAAGGCCCUUCGUGCAAGGAGGCAAAAGCUAGGUCCACCUGCAGUGAGCCCUUUGAAACUCUGCGGUAUGAGGACGGAAAACCCUUAUGGCUCUGGAAUAGGAGGAGAUCUGCACCAGGGAGAUGUGUCCUCUGAACUGAGAGUAUGGAGAGAGCAGCACAAGCGGUGCCUGCAAACAGAUCAGCAAGAAAAAGCCGCCCAAGCACUGAAGGUAACUCUUAGCGAUGGGGAAGAGGGUGAAGACUGCAGCCUGGCUGACAGCUGUGAAGAUGAGUUGAGGGAGACCUGUGAUAAGGACCUCAUUGAAAGGAUUUCUCUUGGCUCUUCUUGCCACUCCUGUCUCUCCCAGUCUUCCUCAGGUUCGUCACAGGCUCAGGAAGGUGCAGUGUUCUCCAACCAGAACCGUUGUCUAAUUCCAUCCCCUCCAAAAAGCCCUUCACCUGCAUCUGUAACGGGUGUUGCAGCAAGACCCUGGAAAACAAGCAACCAUAGGGUAAGACGCCUAAAAAUACCCAGCCAAGAGGAAGACAGGCAGUGGACACAGCAAUGCCAGUCAAGGGCUCAUCAAGAAACUUCAGCCCAGCCUCUAGGCAAGGAACUUGCUCUCCUGAGCCAGCACAGUGUGCCGGCUGCCUCCGGAUCCCGAGGGCAGCGCCAGCCUGCUGGGACCACCGGCCAGCAAAGGCCUAUUUCAGGACCAGCAGCUGUUGGAUCAACAAGCAUCAGGCCCAUCAUGGAUGAGAGCCCUCCUGGAGAGAUCAACCACCACCAUCCAGCUGUCUGUUCAUCCACAAAGGCCUCAGAGAGGUUUGGGCUGAUGAGCGCCGCUUGGCCCCUGACUGCCAGGGCCAUGCUGCAGUCAUUGCCAGACAGACCCACUGCCUCAACAACAUCUCAGAACAAAAGUCCCCAGUCCUAG